AACACAUAUCUUCUUCACAACCAAAAUCCUCCCUCUCUCUCUCUCUUCUCUCUCAGACAUUUGACUAACAAACAGAAUGUAUAAAUCAAGUUCUGUCAGAGAUGAAGGUACAAUACCUUUACUACAAAAGCUCUCUCCUCAUGAAAAACUGCAUUUAAAUAAAAACUACUCUGCUCCUCUCACCCACUUCGCAAACGAAGCAAUCUCAAUAGCCAAAAUCUCUCUCCCAUUAGUCUUCACAGGUCUCCUCCUCUACUUCCGCUCCUUCGUCUCCCUGUUUUUCCUCGGCGGCCUCGGCCGCCCCACUCUCGCCGGAGGCUCCCUAGCACUCGCAUUCGCCAACAUAACCGGUUACUCCCUCUUCUCAGGUUUAACCAUGGGCGUCGAAUCAAUCUGCUCUCAAGCCUUCGGCGCAAAACGCUAUAACCUCGUCACAGCCACUAUCCGGCGAGGAAUCGUCCUCCUCCUCCUUACAUCUCUCCCCGUUUCACUUCUUUGGAUCAACAUCGAGAAGAUUCUUCAAAUGCUGAAACAGGACGAGGAUCUUGCCUCUGAAGCUCACAUCUUUCUUCUUUACUCUGUUCCUGACCUCGUCGCUCAGUCUUUCUUACAUCCAUUGAGAGUUUACCUAAGGACGCAAGCAAAGACUCUUCCUUUAUCAGUUUGCACGGCCGUCGCGAGUGUUCUACACUUGCCCAUCACGUUUCUCUUUGUCUCGUAUCUCGGGUUUGGUAUUAAAGGUAUCGCCUUGAGUGGGGUCUUGUCAAAUUUCAACCUUGUCGUCUUUCUAUUCAUCUACAUCCGUUUCGUGGAGCACAAGGUAAGUAUCAACGAGGAGGUUUUAGUAGAGGAGGAGGUUGAAGAUAGUAUGAGAGAAUGGAAGAAGCUGAUUAGUCUCGCGGUACCGAGCUGUGUAUCGGUUUGUCUCGAGUGGUGGUGCUAUGAGAUUAUGAUUCUGCUUUGUGGGUUUCUCAUAAACCCUAAAGCAACCGUUGCUUCAAUGGGGAUACUCAUUCAAAUCACUUCUCUCGUCUACAUUUUCCCUAGCUCUUUAAGCUUCGGUGUCUCGACACGUGUCGGGAACGAACUGGGCUCGGACCGACCAAUGAGAGCGAGGAGAGCGGCCGUUGUCGGACUCGGUCUCAGCAUCGCCCUUGGGUUCACUGCCCUCACUUUCACUGUCUCGGUCAGAAACAUGUGGGCGAGGCUUUUCACGGACGAUGAGGAGAUCAUUAAGUUGACUUCGAUGGUACUGCCGAUCGUUGGCCUUUGCGAGCUUGGGAACUGCCCUCAGACGACGGGCUGCGGCGUUCUUAGAGGGUCGGCGAGGCCGAGGAUCGGAGCUAAUGUGAAUAUGGCGGCGUUUUAUGUGGUUGGGAUGCCGGUGGGAAUGGUUUUGGCGUUUUGGUUUGGGUUUGGAUUCAAGGGACUUUGGCUAGGGAUGCUCGCGGCGCAGAUGUCGUGUGUGGGUGGUAUGAUGGUGGCGACGUGUGGGACUGAUUGGGAACUGGAGGCGGUAAGGGCUAAGGAGCUCACGGCUGUGGAUGGUGGAAGCAGCGGUGACUGCUUAGAUGUGGAGGUUGGGAAGGUUGAUAAAUUAGGACGAUGAGUCUUUACUCUUUAGGAAUGAUAUAGAAGAUUUGCUCUGUUUCAUGACAUUCUUUGGGAUUAACUGAUAACUUUGUUCUUUAAUUGGAUGGAAAGCAUUCAAUGAUUAUUAAUGUAAGUUUUGUAGGAUAAUGAUAUGAUCCCAGAGAUUGGUUGUUACAGAUUUGGUGUAAGCAUGGUUUCAAAAGUUCAGGUCUUCAAAUUUUGACCAUACUGAUUACUUAA
Messenger RNA from Brassica napus (rape), 1833 nucleotides. RefSeq names its product protein DETOXIFICATION 50. Lineage: Eukaryota; Viridiplantae; Streptophyta; Magnoliopsida; Brassicales; Brassicaceae. The transcript has a single exon. Bases 77 to 1609 code for a protein of 510 amino acids. Gene Ontology annotation, biological process: xenobiotic detoxification by transmembrane export across the plasma membrane. The record is from RefSeq and is a predicted model, not a curated record. Gene Ontology annotation, molecular function: antiporter activity; xenobiotic transmembrane transporter activity. Gene Ontology annotation, cellular component: membrane.